Xenia sp. Carnegie-2017 is the source of this 1853-nucleotide messenger RNA. RefSeq lists its product as uncharacterized. Gene Ontology annotation, biological process: regulation of telomere maintenance via telomerase; telomere capping. The record is from RefSeq and is a predicted model, not a curated record. Gene Ontology annotation, molecular function: G-rich strand telomeric DNA binding; telomerase inhibitor activity. Lineage: Eukaryota; Metazoa; Cnidaria; Anthozoa; Malacalcyonacea; Xeniidae. The coding region runs from base 127 to 1305 and encodes 392 amino acids. Gene Ontology annotation, cellular component: chromosome, telomeric region; nuclear telomere cap complex. The transcript has 3 exons.
GUGAAAUCUUUGUGAGGGUGGAGACAAACAAUUAUGAAUACGAAAUGGCGGUCCAAUUUUUACUGAAGUUGCUUUCGGAGAAGUCGUUAAUGUACUUGUUUAAAUGAGUCAACAUAAUUGUUGACGAUGAAUAAAACCAUUUCUUUAAGCAAUACAGUCUUCAAGUAUCGUUUCCCGCCAAAUUGGGAAACACAGGAAAUCAAGAGCCUGAAAUCUGUAAAGUUAACUGAUCGCGAUGUCGUCGUUUUUGGGGUGGUAUUUAAGUUGGAUAAACCAAGAAAAACGAGAGGAACAGACAUGAUCUUAAGCUUUUCCCUCGUAGAUCAAUCCUUUCCGGAUGAAUAUCUACCAGUUAGCUGUGUCUGUUUUCAAAAAACUACAGAAGACAUGCCUAGAAUAGACAAAGUGGGUCAGAUUGUAAAAAUGCCAAUGCGUGUAACUAAAUACGAACUACGGCCUCAAUUACGAACAUACGAUAUUGAGUCACCUUGGUUGGUGUUUGAAAGCGACAAGGAUGUGCCACCAGUCUGUUCAAAGGCUGGUAACCCGACUGUCAAGAAAGAUGAUUUAGAUAAAGUCGCAAAAUUAAAAAAUUGGAUGUCGUGUUCAUGGUGGUACUACGAAGUUGGCCGUUUUUCAAACAAAGAUGUAGGUCCAACUGAUAUCUUUGCAUCUUCUUCUGAAAUCGUAGAUGACGAAGCAACCUCGGAGACAUCAGAACGAGAUGUCGAAAUGAUUAGGGAGAAUUUAUGCCAGUGUUAUCAGGAGCCAGAAGUAAAGAUUGAAGAUAGGGAUAUAUCACUAACUGGAAAAAUUGGUAGAGUGGAUCCUCGUCAUCCUGUUCAAUUUCUCGCAGCGUUCUGUGAUCAUUGCGAAGAGCGUUUUCAAAUGAAAGAACUGUGCAUCAAGAAACUCACUGAAGUGUUUUGCCCUCGAUGUGCUAAACAUUUGUCUCUAUCACUGUUCCUUAAAAUAGAGUUUAAAGAUGACUGUGGUGUGGGUUACCAUGUUGUGUUGGCAGACGAAACUGCAAAAAUUUUCACUAAGACUGAUCCCUUUAAGUUACUCACGGAGAAAGACGAACAAGAGCGCUUGAGAAGUUUUCUUGUUUCAAAAGAGAUAAGAAAUAUGAAAUAUGACAUCUGUAUUCGAGAAUGUGGGAAAGUGAAAGGAAAGCCUGUGUACGUUCUACUUAAACUAUCAACACAGCGAAAGGUCGUAGCAACUAAAGUGAUACAGGGGAUAUAUCAUUCACUGGCAAAAUUGCUACAGCGGAUUCUCGUCAUCCUGUUCAAUUUGUCGUAGCUUUCUGUGAUCAUUGCAAAGAGCGUUAUCAGUUGAAAGAACUGACCGUCGACAACCUCACUAAAGUAUUCUGCCAUCGAUGUGCUAAGAAUUUGUCACUGUUCCUUCACAUAGAGCUUAAAGAUGACUGUGGUGUGGCUUACCAUGUUGUGUUGGCAGACGAAACUGCAAAAAUUUUCACUAAGACUGAUCCCUUUAAAUUACUCACGGAGAAAGACGAACAAGAGCGCUUGAGAAGUUUUCUUGUUUCAAAAGAGAUAAGAAAUAUGAAAUAUGACAUCUGUAUUCGAGAAUGUGGGAAAGUGAAAGGAAAGCCUGUGUACUUUCUACUUAAACUGUCAACAAAAUGGAAGGUGUAAUUUUCUGUAAAAUCAAUUUUAUUUUAUUCUAAUGAGCGUAAUGAUCGAGGGUCCGGCUGCCUGCAUGGAUACUUGGGGUUUCAAGUGGUUUAUUAAGGUCGUUAUGUACGGUAAGAAUAACAUUGUGUAAAUUAAAUAGAGGUUUUUGAUUAAAUUAAUCUAGUGCCAUAGCGCUUUACAGGUAUCAUA